CUCCAAGAAAAAACCAAAACCACUCUUCUUGAUUCUUUCACAACUCACCAGAUUUCGCGAAACUUCCUCCAACGAUUUCUCUCUCUCUCUAGAAUUACUGCUAAGGUUUUCGAUUUUGGUGUUCGAUCAGUGAUCUGAACGGCGAUGAUGAUGUCUACGAUGGGCCGCGGUGGCGCCAGGAUGGCUGUGGCUGCUCUGGCGUUGCGCAGUUUCUCUUCGGCGACUGGCGGAGGAGCAGGCGCCGUCGGUCGGCAGGCUGCCUUGGCCGGGAUCGCGAGUGGCGGGGUCCAGGCUCCGAUUGCGGUCGGGGUUUGGAUUAGAGGUAUGGCGACGACUACCGGCGGCGAUCGGACCUUCGCAACGGUGACGCUGGCGGAGCAGGAACAGCGGGAAGAGAAGAAGCAGCCGCAGAUGGCAUCCGGCGGCGGCGGCGGGGUGAACGGGGACGGAAACGAAGACAAGGAGAUUGUUAGUUACUGGGACAUACCGACUCGCAAGAUCCGAAAGGAGGAUGGAACAGAGUGGAAGUGGAAUUCCUUCAUGCCAUGGGAGACGUACAAAGCAGACACAUCGAUAGAUCUGAAGAAGCAUCACAAGCCAUCCACCAUGAUUGACAAAAUCGCCUACUGGACUGUCAAGUCUCUCCGCUGGCCAACCGAUUUGUUCUUCCAGAGGAGAUAUGGGUGUCGAGCAAUGAUGCUGGAAACGGUGGCGGCGGUGCCAGGGAUGGUAGGAGGGAUGCUGCUCCACUGCAAGUCACUAAGGAGGUUCGAGCACAGCGGCGGAUGGAUCCGAACCCUGCUCGAGGAGGCGGAGAACGAGCGGAUGCAUCUAAUGACGUUCAUGGAAGUGGCGCAGCCGAAAUGGUACGAGAGAGCCCUGGUGAUAACGGUGCAGGGCAUCUUCUUCAAUGCCUACUUCCUGGGAUACGUCAUCUCCCCCAAGUUUGCGCACAGGAUGGUGGGUUACUUGGAAGAGGAGGCCAUUCACUCCUACACGGAGUUCCUCAAGGAGCUGGACAAGGGCAACAUUGAGAACGUCCCUGCUCCGGCCAUCGCCAUUGACUACUGGCGGCUCCCGGCGGAUGCUACUCUGAAAGAUGUGGUGGAGGUGGUGAGAGCUGAUGAGGCUCAUCACAGGGAUGUCAAUCACCUUGCUUCGGACAUACACUACCAGGGGCAUGAGCUGAGGGAUACUCCGGCGCCGUUGGGGUAUCACUGAGUUGGGUUGGUUGGUUGGUUACUGCCGUGGAAUGGCGCAAUUAGAGAGUUGCAGAAGAUUUGAGUGAGAUGAUUAAUAUGGUUUACAAGUUGUUAAGUGUAAAUUGUGGUUUUUGUGGAUUCACUAUAUUCAUCUGUUCUUUGUCCUGCGUGUGAGCUCUACGUUUAAGGAUGUUGGCAUUUAGUUGAUUUCGUGGAUACAGUGCCUUAGCUGUGCUUGGCUUACCUUGUAAAUAUGAGUAAAAAUAAUCAUUUGUGGAGAAAUUGUUGAUGUUUACAUGGAGUGGUUAUACUAUUGGUUGGAUUAUUGUAGAACGGUUUAACAACAUUCGGUGGUGGGCAGGGAAUUUGGUGGUUGUAUUUCGUUUAAACAGAAGAUCAGAUGGUAUAAUUGGAACCGAUUGUGCUUUUUUCUUUCUUCAAUCGCAUCUAUGGCUGCUAGCGUAUUCACCUAAUAA
This is a messenger RNA of Linum tenue, 1678 nucleotides long. Lineage: Eukaryota; Viridiplantae; Streptophyta; Magnoliopsida; Malpighiales; Linaceae. The record is from the annotation of a GenBank genome assembly.